GCUGGAAGGAUGCUAGCAACAAGUAUUCCUUCAUCUGUUCCUCGUGAUGGAGAAAAACCAAAUCAGAGUACAGUGGCCUUUGAGGAGGUGGCCGUGUUCUUCACCCAGGAGGAGUGGACACUGCUUGAUCUUGACCAGAAGGCUCUGUACCAGGAAGUCAUGGAGGAGAACUGGAAAACUGUAUUGUCUCUUGAAGCUGGAAGGAUGCUAGCAACAAGUAUUCCUUCAUCUGUUCCUCGUGAUGGAGAAAAACUGAAUCAGGGUCCAGUGGCCUUUAAGGAGGUGGCCGUGUUCUUCACCCAGAAGGAGUGGACACUACUCGAUUGUGACCAGAAGGCUCUGCACCAAGAAGUCAUGGAGGAGAACUGGAAAACUGUAUUGUCUCUUGAUCUGUUUGGCUCUUCAGUUCAGUCAUUUCUUCAUUUGUCCUUCUUUCCAGAAGAUAACUGGAGUGAGAAAAAUUUAUGUCCCAGAUAUGGAAGAAUAUUUAUGCACAAAGCAGAGCUUACUGGACACCAGAGAACUCACACAGAAGAAAGCUGUGCUCAAGAGGAACCUUACGAAUGCAUUAACAGGCACUUCAUUACAGAAGUAUCUGGGAAAUGUUUAGAUCACAAUUUACACAUGAGUCUUCGGAGACUGCACAAAGGAGGAAAGCGAUACAAUUACCAGGAGUGUGGGAAGGCUUCUUCUCGCAAUUCAAACUUGCUCAUCCAUCAGAGAGUCCAUACUGGGGAGAAGCCAUAUAAAUGCCAGGAGUGUGGGAGAUGUUUUGCUCAGACUUCAAACCUUGUGAGUCACAAAAGAAUUCACACUGGAGAGAAACCAUACAAAUGCCAGGAGUGUGGGAAAUGUUAUGCUCAUAGUUCAGUACUUGUGAAACAUAAGAGGGCCCACACAGGAGAGAAACCAUACAGAUGUGAAGCAUGUGGGAAAUGUUUUGCUCGCAGUUCACUCCUUUUGAAGCAUAGGAGGGUCCACACAGGAGAAAAACCAUAUAAAUGCCAGGAGUGUGGAAAAUGUUUUGCUCAGAAUUCAGACCUUGUGGGCCAUCAGAGAAGAGUCCACACAGGAGAGAAACCAUACAAAUGCCAGGAGUGUGGGAAAUGUUUUUCACAGAAUUCAAAUCUUGUUGGUCAUAAGAAAGUCCACACAGGAGAAAAACCAUACAAAUGUCUGGAGUGUGGGAAAUCUUUUGUUCGCAGUUCAGAGCUUGCAUGUCAUAAGAGAGUCCACACAGGAGAAAAACCAUACAAAUGUCUGGAGUGUGGGAAAUCUUUUGUUCGCAGUUCAGAGCUUGCAUGUCAUAAGAGAGUCCACACAGGAGAAAAACCAUACAAAUGUCUGGAGUGUGGGAAAUCUUUUGUUCGCAGUUCAGAGCUUGCAUGUCAUAAGAGAGUCCACACAGGAGACAACCCAUACAAAUGUCCUAAGUGUGGGAAAUGUUUUCCUCGGAAUUCACACCUUGUGGGCCAUCAGAAAAUCCAUGUAAAAGAGAAACCUCUGAAAUCCCAGAAAAUAAAUCUAUGUGCCAAAUGUGGGAAGUCUUUUAUAUACAAACUGAGCCUUGCCAGACACCAGAGAAUGCAUACAGAAAAAGAAAGUUAUGCCAGACGGCAGUCCCACAAAUGCCAAGAGUGCGGAAAAUAUUUUGCACACAAAUCACAGCUUCUGAAGCAUCGCGUUGUUCACACAGGAGAGAAGCCAUACGAAUGCCAGGAGUGUGGGAAAUGUUUUGGUCGGGUUUCAAACCUUGUGACUCAUCAACAAAUCCAUACAGGAGAUAAACCAUAUAAAUGUCUUGAGUGUGGGAAAUGUUUUGCCCGGAAGUCACAACUUGGGACACAUCAGAGAGUUCACACGGGAGAGAAACCUUACAAAUGUCAGGAGUGUGGAAAAUAUUUUGCUCAGAAUUCAACCCUUCUGAUUCAUCAAAGAAUACACAAAGGAGAAAAACCAUAUAAAUGCCAAGCAUGUGGGAAAUGUUUUGCUCACAAUUCCCAUCUUGGGAAACAUCAGAAGGUCCAUACAGGAGAAAAACCAUACAAGUGCAUGGAGUGUGGCAAAUGUUUUGUUCGGAAGGCAGAACUUAUGACACAUCACAAAGUCCACACAGGAGAGAAACCAUACAAAUGCACAGAAUGUGGGAAAUGUUUUGCUCACAAAUCAGAUCUUGUGACUCAUCAGAGAAUCCAUACAGGAGAGAAACCCUACCAAUGCCAGGAGUGUGGGAAAUGUUUUUCUCAGAAUUCACAUCUUGUGAGCCAUCAGAGAGUCCACACCGGAGAGAAACCAUACCAGUGCCAGGAGUGUGGGAAGUGUUUUGCUCACAAGUCAGACCUUGUAACUCACCAGAGAAUCCACACAGGAGAGAAACCAUACAAAUGCCAGGUGUGUGGGAAAUGCUUUGCUCAGAAUUCCCACCUUAUGGGCCACCAGAGACUCCAUGUAGGUGAGGAACCAUAUAAAUACCAGGGAUGUGUGAAAUGCUUUGCUGACUAUUUACCACUUGAAACACAUCAAAAACUGUACACAGAGGAUAGACCAUACCAGUGCCUGGAUUGUGGGAAAGAUUUUGCUCAGAAUUCAAACCUUUUUAUCCAUCAAAGAUUCCGUCCAGGAGAAAAACCACACAAAUGCCCAGAAUGUGGGAAAUGUUUUACUUGCAACUCAACUCUUUUGAGGCAUCAGAGAGUUCACACAGGAGAAAAACCAUACAAAUGUUUGGAGUGUGGGAAAUGUUUUACUUGCAACUCAACUCUUUUGAGGCAUCAGAGAGUUCACACAGGAGAAAAACCAUACAAAUGUUUGGAGUGUGGGAAAUGUUUUUCACAGAAUUCAUACCUUAUUACUCACCAGAGAGUCCACACAGGAGAGAAACCAUACAAAUGCCCACAGUGUGGAAAAUGUUUUGCUCAGAAUUCAAACCUUGUGACCCAUCAGAGAGUCCACACAGGAGCAAAAACACGGAAAUCCACAUAGAGCAGGACAUGUUCUGCUUUGAAUUCAAAUCCUGUGAAUUAUGUGAGAGUCCACAUUUGACAGUAUCUGUUCAGAUAGCUUGUUUGGGAGGAAUUGUUUUGCUUUCACAUGAAGCAUGAGAGAUUCACCAGAGGAGAGAGGAACCAUAUGUAUGCCAAGAGAGUUGGAAAUGUUUUCCCCAAAGCUAGACAAUGUCAGGCUCAAGAAAAAUCCACACAAGGGGAAAAUCAUACAUAAGCCAGUCAUUUGGGAAAUAUCUUGCUUACUAAGGCCUGACUUGUGAUUCUCCUGGAAACCUACAUAAAACAGAAAAGUGAGAAAAAGCUUGAUUUCCAAAAAUGUAAGGGUUCUUACACGAAGGGACCCUAUAAAAUGUAUGUCAUGUGAGAAAAUGUUUCCUUGCAACUUAAUAUUUGGGCAGCACUUACAUCUCCAUGGUGGAGAGAAGCCUAAAAGAGCUUCCGGUGUGGGAAACAUUUUCCUCAGUCUGUGCAUUUUAAAGAGAUGCCAGAAAACAUAUUCCAAGGGGCAAGCCUACUCAAAAAAGGAAAAACAAAGUGUGCUGCUUAUGAACUCUUUGGGCAGUUUACAGUUUAAUUCUGCAGGCAAUAUAUUGCUUUCCUCGCCACAACAGGGUGACUCAGUUUACCAUCCUCAGAGGAAUUGAAGGCUGAGUCAACCUUGAGCCAGCUACCUGAGCCUGUUCUGAUCAAGCUUAAGUUCCGAGCAGAGUCUUGACUGCAGUACUGCAGUUUAGCCACUGCAUCGUGUGGAAAUUGGAAAAAAUCUUGUCUUCCUCUAGGGUCUGAGAAUUGACAUCUGAAUGUGCUUAGAAGAGAGAAGUCUCAUUAGUGAUCUGAAUUUGGAAUGUGCCCCCUUGACUAGUCGUCUGGAGCAAACCACCAAAACCUCCACCCAAGACGUAAGCUCUUUGAAAGGGCAGAGCAUGGGAAAUGGAUGAAUCCCAAAUGUUCAACACGCAGGUCUUACGGCCAGAGCAAGGGCAUUUUUAAUGGUCAAUGCACCCUCUGGUUAUGAUGUGGAAUAUGAAAGGAGUUAGGCUACCCCAAAUCCUGUGCUGAUCACUGGGAAGCCCAUGGGGGGGGGGAAGAUAGAAGCAAUUGUGGAGAAGAAAAAUGUAGGAAGAAGUAAAUGUGCCUUGAAACAAUUCGCUAAGGCUGCAUUUGGUUAGACACGUGAGUAUCACAUGCCACACGAAACCUUGAGUUACAGAGUCAUAAACUGAUCAGGUAGAUGAUUGUUGUGGUUUUUUUGGGCUCUUUGGCCAUAUUCUGGAGGUUGUUAUUCCUAACAUUUUGCCAGUCUCUGUGGCCGGCAUCUUCAGAGGACAGCACUGAUCAGGCAGACUUUCCUUCAUCCCACACCUUCCUCAGAAGCCUAGAUAAGCAGGAGAUGCCACCUCAAGAUCCCAUCUCUGUAUUUUCUUGGUCUCCUGUACCAGAAGUUGGUGCUUAGCUUCCACAUGGCAAAAACAAAAGAAAAAUAAAAAAUAAA
Pogona vitticeps (central bearded dragon) is the source of this 4497-nucleotide messenger RNA. Lineage: Eukaryota; Metazoa; Chordata; Lepidosauria; Squamata; Agamidae. The record is from RefSeq and is a predicted model, not a curated record.